AUGUUCUCCCCCUCCAUCUACACCGUCAGCGUCUUCCAACUCGGCCUCACCUCGGCCCUCAGCGCCUACGGCCUCUACCUCUCCUACCAAAACAUAACGCGCCUGCAGCAAUACGAAAAGCAGAGCGAGAAAGCUGCAGAAUGGUCAAAUACUGCGGCGCAAAGACUGCACAAGACGCGGUCGACGCAGACCAGUGGGACUGUUACGCUACUACUCAGCCUCCUCACCUCCACGGCCCUCCUCAUCGUACCUAGUCUCGCGUCUACAAAAGUGCUUAUUGGGGCUGGCGCGGCGAACGCGGCAGCUGCGUACCUUGCUCGGGUACACAUGAACAACUUCUGGAACGACAAGAAUCAGACGAAAAUCCCGUUUGUCGAGAAGUUCAAUGAAGCGAUACGGGGUAGUGAGCUUGUGGUGUUAUUGCUGGGUACAUUGAGUCUGGGAUGGGCGGCAGCAGGAGGCGUAUGGGCGGGCAUGGCGAACGGUGGAUCAGGGAUACUGGGCCUGGGUGUUUGGGGGCUGGUCGUAGGUGGCAGGGUCAUGUCGAUUGCGCCGCAGAUGGGGUGGACCAGUACUACGCAGUCUUAG
Molecule: messenger RNA, 588 nt
Organism: Alternaria metachromatica
Lineage: Eukaryota; Fungi; Ascomycota; Dothideomycetes; Pleosporales; Pleosporaceae
Exons: 2
Coding region: 1-588 (195 amino acids)
Source: RefSeq, a predicted model, not a curated record